AUGCAGCGCACACCACCACUCAAUCUUCCAUCACGACCGUCCUUGGCCGUAAAUGUCUAUACGACUCUCCCCGAUGCAAGCAAGGCCGGCCUCCCUCCUAAACCUCCGAUCACCCCAAACAGCCCGACAUCAACCAAGUUCAGCAUUCCUCGACUAGUGCUAACGCCUUCGCCUUCGCCUGAGUCUAAAUCUAAGAAAACUCAUCGUGGCCAAAAGCGCACUUACUCCUACUCUAGUGACGCCAUUAUCGUUCCUUUGCCAGCUACUCCAAUCCCAGAUAGGGCCAGAAACUCAUAUCUCAACGGUCACAAGUACGAUGAAACCAAUCGACACGAACAUAUGGAAUAUCCCGUUAAAGUUCGUCGAACGAGUCUCACUGCCACGAGUGUGCAUACAAACAACUCAAAUCACCGCCACCAGCCGGGUGUUAAACCCAUUCAUCACGAGGCCAGAUACAUAAGCAAGUUAGAGGAAGAACAGCUCAAGCUUCGACUAAUCCACAAUAAACUGCUUGGUGGCGCGACGACUCUCACGGUUCGAGAACAAGACUAUCUACGCCGUCAGAUGAACAGUGAUACUAUGAGGAUCUCACCUCUAGUUAUGCACCUCAUCAUCCAGCAGGUUGCCAACAAGACACACGAACUAUCAAAUGAGAUCAUGAAUUGGUCGCAAAAAAGACACGAGAGUCAGCUUCUCGAAGACGUGCUUACGGAUCGGCUGUACAACUUUGACGUUGAGGCGGCAUUUGAUGAAGGACUUAUGAGCCCUCGUGAAGUGUCUGACCUAGUGGACUGCCAGAUUAUGCUGGAAUAUAUCCGCAUGGGGCAACCACAAGAGAUUAAAGCUGAAUGUGACGACAUCCGUACCGAUUCAGAUGAGGAUGAGAGCGAUACUGGUUCGCAAGAGAUGGAUUUCAGUGACGAUAGCGAUUAA
Messenger RNA from Xylaria bambusicola, 933 nucleotides. RefSeq lists its product as uncharacterized. The record is from RefSeq and is a predicted model, not a curated record. The transcript has a single exon. Bases 1 to 933 code for a protein of 310 amino acids. NCBI's taxonomy places the organism in Eukaryota, Fungi, Ascomycota, Sordariomycetes, Xylariales, Xylariaceae.